AAAAAAAAUAAAAACCGGGGGAAGGGAAAAAAGCUUCAACGGAGGGGAUUAACAGAGGGCGCAUUCCAUAUGUGUCCCAAACGGAGCGCGUCAAGAAACCCUAAUUCAAUUUCGUCUUCGAUUCCCAUUAAUUGAUCAUCCAUCGUGUUUGAUCCACCGAUUUCGCUAUAUAUGUAUAUUUUUUCCCGCACGCGGAUUCACCGUUUUUGAAAUUGAUUAUCUGGUGGAAGAUUGCGUGCCGUACCCGAAGUCCGACCCAAUCACCGUCUCAUGAUUGCUGAUUUGUAAUCGGGGACGAAUCUAUUCGAUUGGACCUUCGAUUGCGUUCCUUGUGGAUCCAGCUACUGGCUUGAGCAGUUUUUUUGUUAGAUCUGCGGCUGCUAGCCGAAUCAGGCAGUUGAUUUUGUCAUAUGGAUGAUCUGGAUGUGCUGGCCCGCGACUUCGGGCUCGGGGCCCGUGGUAAGGCCAAUCCGAUGAGGUCUAAUCCGGCGGAUCGACGAUCUGUCGACGAUCCGUUGUUCAGCGACGUCUUCGGCGGGCAGCCAAAGUACAGAUCGAGCUCGAGCUCUCCGAACAAUGACAAUUUCUCUCCGACCGGUGACUUUGAUUAUGAUUCUAUUUUCCAAUCAUCGGGCGCCAGUGAGCCGAAGAAUGCCAAUAGUAGUAGUAAGCCCUCAUCGAUGCCGGUGUACGAUAAGCCCGUUUAUGACGAGGAUAUAUUCGAUGGGUUGCCCGGUUUGAAGAGCAAAUCAGAGGGGUCGAAGGUAAGGUUUGAGGACGAUGUGUUUGGAUAUAUGUCAUCACCAGCGACAGGUAAAAAUCAGAAUCAGAAUCAGAGCAGCGGUUUGGAUGAGCUAUUGGGGAAUUUGGGGAGUAAUGAGAAGUUUGGUGAGAGCAGGAAGAGUAAUAGUGUGAAAAGCAAUGCAAAUUUAGACGGUUUUGAUGAUUUGCUAGCUGGUUUUGGAAGUGGGAGUUCUGCUGCUAGUAGCAGACAAACGCCUGAGUCCAGAUGGGGUUCCGUACCAGCUGCUAGUUCUAAACGUGAAGAUACCAUGCAGAAUCCUUUUGUAGUUUUGGAGUCAAGUUCAAAUCAGCAAUCUUCAUCUGGGAUGUACACCGAUCCAUUGGAGGAGAUAGGCAAGCUUAAUAAAUCUAGAAGUGCAAGAGCUGAAGUUUCAUCAGUUAGCAGUGGAGCAUUUGGUGACUUAGAUCCCCUAAGCACUAUGGGAAAAUCUGCUCAUGCUUUUUCUCCCGAGAGGAACAAGAGAGGGAAGGAUGUGAGCCCGGCUAGAUCAGCAACACCCCAAUCUGCUACUGCCAGAGAACCUGUAGGGAACUUUUCCCUUAAAAAUCCAGACAAUGCAGAGAAGAAAGUUCCAGUAGACAGUUUUCAGGAACCUCCAUUAUUUGAUGUGCCAAAUGUUUCUACAGAUUUUCAGAAAUCUUUUGGUCAAACUGCUCCACCUCCCCCAUAUUAUGAAACAGGCUCGCAUGCUGAUAUGUCUCCAGAAGCUAGUCAAGAACCUCAGACUGAUGAUAUAUGGCUUAGUGUAUCAGAAAUUCCUCUCUUCACACAACCUUCAGCUGCUCCACCGCCAUCACGGCCUCCUCCACCCAUACCUCGCCAAUCUUCGAGGUCAGAAGGUGGCUCCUAUUCUUCACGAUUGAGAAAGAGGGGUGGUGAAUUUUCUUCAACGCCAAGUUAUUCCCAACAAUCUCAAAGUCCUAAACCAAGCAAACCUGCAGCAAAGAGUACCCCAGUUUCACAGUUUGAUGAGCUUGAGGAAUUUGCCAUGGGAGGGUCACAGCAGAGUUUUGAUGACAGUGCUAACCUUCACUUUGGUGCAGAUCCUGAUGCUUUCUCUGCUGCUGCGGCCUCGGCUGCUGCUAUGAAGGAUGCCAUGGAUAAAGCCGAGGCUAAAUUUAGACAUGCUAAAGAAGUGCGCGAGAGGGAAUAUGCCAAGGCUGCCAGACAUAAGGAAUCUGGGCAGGGGGAAAAAGAUGAACAUGAGGGGCAGGAGAGAGAAUUUAGGGAAACUCAGGAGGUCUUAGAUCAUGAAAGGAAGCAGAGGGAAGAGGAAGAGAAAGAGCGGAAGAGGCUUGAGAGAGAUAGAAUAAGAGAGAUUGAAAGGGAGAAGGCUAGACAGGCUGUAGAAAGGGCUACUCGGGAAGCACGUGAAAGGGCAGCAGCUGAUGCACGGGAAAGGGCAGCAGCUGAAGCUCGCAUGAAAUCUGAAAGGGCUGCUGUCGAGAAGGCAAAUGCUGAAGCUCGAGAACGUGCAGAACGAGCUGCAGUUCAGAGGGCACAGGCUGAAGCACGUGAAAGAGCUGCAGCAGAAGCUAAAGAGAGAGCAGAGAAGGCUGCUGCAGAAGCUAGGGAAAGGGCUGCUGCAGCAGAUGCCAGGGAGAAAGAACAGCGAGACAAAGCUGCUGCAGCAAAGGCUGAAGCAGAAGCAAGGCGUCGAGCUGAAAGGGCUGCUGUUGAAAGGGCUGCAGCUGAGGCUAGGGAGAGAGCUGCUUCAGAAGCUCGAGAAAGGGCUGCUGCCGCUGCAGCUGCAAAGAUGAAUCAACAAAAGAAUGAUAAUGAUCUGGAAGCCUUUUUCAGCAUGGGCCGGGCAAGCAGUGCACCAAGAGCAAGAACAAAUACAACCGAUCCAUUUUUCGACCAACAAUUCCAGAGCAAGGGUGGAUUUGAAGCUGCAAAGAAGACACCACCCUCUAGUGGAGCCUCAUCUACCAUGAAGAAAGCAUCUUCCACUACCAAUUUUGAUGACCUAUCUUCUAUUUUUGGAGCUGCACCAUCUGGAGAAUUCCAGGAUGUUGAAGGGGAAACUGAAGACAGAAGAAGAGCCAGGCUGGAACGACACCAACGCACUCAAGAACGAGCGGCAAAAGCAUUGGCUGAAAAGAAUCAGAGAGACCUCCAAGUGCUGAGAGAACAAGAAGAAAGACAUAGGAUUGCGGAGACGUUAGAUAUUGAAAUAAAGCGUUGGGCUGCCGGAAAAGAAGGAAAUUUGCGUGCUCUGCUGUCGACUCUGCAAUAUGUGCUCUGGCCCGAAUGCGGCUGGCAGCCUGUUUCUUUGACAGAUCUCAUUACGGGUGCCGCAGUUAAAAAGGCUUAUCGAAAAGCUACUCUUUGCAUUCACCCCGACAAGGUCCAACAAAAGGGUGCCACCCUCCAACAGAAGUACAUUGCUGAAAAGGUCUUUGACCUGCUCAAGGAAGCCUGGAAUAAAUUUAACUCCGAGGAGCUCUUCUAAAUAUUUUCAUGAAACAUUGAUCUUCUAUGUGCUACCUAUGAACUGCGCUAUAUGAUCCAAGUAAACUCUCAGACUAUUCUCACAAUAUUUAUCUGCAUUGAUGAUUGGAUGGAUGCAUCAAUCUUUUUGGGCUGUUUUCAAAGUCCCGGUUGUGAAAAGAGACAGACAUCAAUGCCCACUUGGAUGCGUGGAUGGAUGGCUUGUGUACAUGUAUGCCAACUGUAUAUUUUGAUAUAUCGAGGCCACAGAUAUAAGGGAGGUAUGGCUUGAACGAGUGUUUGGUAUAGAAUAGCCUUGUUUUGUCGUCAGUCUGUUCGUCUCUCUUCCUCGUGCUGCUAUAUGACUAAGUUUAAUUGCCUUUGACGACGCACACAGAACCAGGUGAUUGAUUGUCUUCUUGUCUGUCCGCCUGCCUGUCAUGGUGUUAUUUCUUUCCCCCAUUUUUGGUUUUCCUUGUCUUUGUCGACCUUAUUCAUUUGUUGCGUCGUGUGCGUGUACGUGUGCGUGUGUCUGUGUAAUUGUGUUCAAGUUAAGAGAUUCAUGUGAAAUGCAUUUGUUUUGUUUAAUACUGCUUGUUAUCAUAUAUACUAUUAUUUGUUUGUGUUAGUUCAUUCAUUUUUGUACUCAA
Andrographis paniculata is the source of this 3888-nucleotide messenger RNA. RefSeq names its product auxilin-related protein 2-like. Gene Ontology annotation, biological process: clathrin coat disassembly; clathrin-dependent endocytosis. The record is from RefSeq and is a predicted model, not a curated record. Lineage: Eukaryota; Viridiplantae; Streptophyta; Magnoliopsida; Lamiales; Acanthaceae. Gene Ontology annotation, cellular component: vesicle; intracellular membrane-bounded organelle; cytoplasm. Gene Ontology annotation, molecular function: clathrin binding. The transcript has 8 exons. The coding region runs from base 411 to 3260 and encodes 949 amino acids.